GAAAUGAAGGUGCCAGAAGAGGAAUUAUUGAGCGACAUUUUGAAGCGGUUGACGGGCGAGUCUGCCCUGCCUGUGUACAGCAACAUUGAGAAGUUGAAACGAGGCAAGGACGGCUUAUACUUUGUCGCCGAGGACUUCAAUGAAACUGUAAAAAAAAGGGAACUGGUCAACGCUAAGGAACGACUGAGAAUCAAGAACUUGAACACCAUGUUCUCCCGCUUGAAGCGCAUGGUACCACUGAUGCGACCAGACCGGAAGCCCAGUAAAGUGGACACCCUUAAAGCUGCGACAGAAUACAUUCGUUUGCUUGUUGCAGUUUUGCAGGACACAGACAGUGAUGAUGGCAGUGGGACUGAUUUCCUAAAGAAUGCAAUCACUUAUGGUCAGACUGAAGGAUUGAGCAACGACCUGUGGAGAGUGGAUGAUUUGCUGAACAUGUCUGAGGAGCACAUGGAAGAUGGAUUCCCCAUGGCCUCAGAAACGGUAAUAGAGGACGGAGAUAUGACAAGAUUGAUGCUGCAGCAUUGCGGGAUGCCUGCGUACCAGUUCAUCAUCCAAGUAGAACCUGAUCAGACUUCGAUGUCUCAACCCUUCUGA
Messenger RNA from Chelmon rostratus (copperband butterflyfish), 597 nucleotides. RefSeq names its product folliculogenesis specific bHLH transcription factor (gene figla). The transcript is spliced from 5 exons. Gene Ontology annotation, biological process: regulation of transcription by RNA polymerase II; developmental process. NCBI's taxonomy places the organism in Eukaryota, Metazoa, Chordata, Actinopteri, Chaetodontiformes, Chaetodontidae. Bases 4 to 597 code for a protein of 197 amino acids. Gene Ontology annotation, molecular function: RNA polymerase II transcription regulatory region sequence-specific DNA binding; protein dimerization activity; DNA-binding transcription factor activity, RNA polymerase II-specific. The record is from RefSeq and is a predicted model, not a curated record.